Leptopilina boulardi is the source of this 5359-nucleotide messenger RNA. RefSeq lists its product as uncharacterized. Lineage: Eukaryota; Metazoa; Arthropoda; Insecta; Hymenoptera; Figitidae. The transcript is spliced from 2 exons. The coding region runs from base 715 to 2826 and encodes 703 amino acids. The record is from RefSeq and is a predicted model, not a curated record.
UCUCGGCGGUAGAUGAGGUGAUUUUGACAAACAUAUUAUUAAAUUUAUAUCUACAGUUAUAGUAAAUCGAAAAUUAAUUACCAAUAAAGGAAUAUAAUUAGACAAAAAUAACUUUCAUUUAAAAAAUAAUUCCUUAAAAUUAACAUCAAAAUUUACUUUUACAAAUAUUUCAAAUUAGUUCAACGUACUUUCUCUAUCUUUCUAUCUUCUUAUCGUCGUCUUCCUUUCUUUUUAUUUUUCUCAAACUUAUAAAAAAUACACAGUGAUUACAAUUAAAACAUAAAAAGAAAUUGACCAAACUGAUUAUGAAUUUAUUAUCUCAUAUUUAAAAUGUGAUGAAAAGUUAAUUAAGUCGCUAAGAGAAAAAAAAAAAGCCGGGCACAUUGCAUCAGUUGAUCGAAAUUUAAUAACCAGUUAUUUCGUGCUGGAUUUCUCUUGUUGAAUUUUUAUUAGUCCAUUUGAUUUUUUUUUUUCCUUCGGAGAACGCGUAACUUUUGGCAAAAUAUACAUCGUUGUCUUCCUCUUUAUACAAAUCGAAGGUGAAUAGCAUUCCUCUUGUUGUGUUGAAUAUAUGCGGUGAAACCAUAAAUGCGUCCUCUUCACUCGCACAAGGAAACCGAGGGCAUAUAAGGUGGGAUGCUGUAGUCUCUACUUCAUCAGUACCAAACACACACGAUUCGUCUUCCGAGCCAGCAGGUUUAAAGUUUGUUCAUCAUGCGGUCCACAUGGACACAUGUACUUAUCUGUGCGCUACUGAUUGUCGUAAGGACUCAGGCGUUACGAUCAGAGAAGCUUAAGAGUGAAAGGAAUGCAGAGGUCGAAGACAGCUCGAAUCAAGAUGCUCUACUCGACCUUGAUAAAGAACUCAAGGAUGACCUCAAGAGCAGUAACCUUUCAGUUCUGCCCCCAAUAUUUCUCUUCGAGUAUACAAACGGUACGAAUGCAACAAAUGAUGACAAAUCAAAAAGAACAAUUGACUCACACCUAGGCUAUGGUUUUCAAGGAAAUAAUCUUAUUUCCGGACAUUAUAAUUAUUAUUUCCCAGCUGGAAAAUCCGGAACAACAGUUAGUAUCGAAGAAUCAAUAAGUCCCUUUCUACCAAAAACAAUUGUCGAAUCUGAAAAUCAAUACAAUGGUGAUAGACGAGAAAAUAAUUUCUUUAAUCAAAAAUCUAAUAACGCUAAAAAUCAACAGCCACCACGUUACGAUCAAACACAAGCUUUUUUCCCACAGAGAACUAAAUUACAAAAAUCAUCAGCUAAUUUAGGAUCUUAUCAGGAAACAUCUACAAUACCGAGUACUCAUUUAAGUCCAUUUAGUACCGUGACUCAAGGACUAUCAGCUUAUAAUUCUUUAUCAACAACUCCAAAUAUGAUUUUCGAAUCAACUACUCCCUCUUCUUCUCAAGUGAAUGCUGAGAAUUCAACACCUGAAUCACUCGCGAACAUUACUCCGGCUGCUUAUCGAUCCAAGUAUCGUUUUGGUCCUUACAAUACUCCAAGAACUACAAUUCCCGAGAUUAGAGAUCCUAAUUCACAGGAGGAUUAUUAUUCCCAACCUGAUGACGAUUUAACAAACUAUCCCAAAUACUCAGUGGAAAAUGGUGUGAAAUAUGAACACAAAAUUGUUUGGAAAUAUCCUGAUGGAAGAGUCUCGGACACACCACCAACAUCCUAUGUUACUCAUCCAAAAUCAUCUACUCCAAAAACAAUAACUUCGAAUUUCCCAACAGGAAGAUACAAAAAUAAACCCACUAAUUUUCAUUCAAUCAACACACACAUUUACAAUAAUCCCAGUCAAUCAAUAUAUUCCCAAACACCUGCUCAAUUUCCAAAAGAUGAUUCCGAAUUAAAGAAUAGCAAUCAAUUUCCCCCUAAUGAUUUCUCGGAUUCUAGUUACGAAUCCGUGGAUAUUCCAUCAUCACAACUACCACCACACAAAGUUGUCUAUCAGAAUUCUUUCAACAUGAAACCAAACAUGAGACAUCGUUUCCCAUCAAAUUCACCGCAUCGUAACAAUCAGAGAAUUUCAAAUUAUAAUUCCGCAAAAACCGCUCGUCCAGUUCUUAAAUACGCUGUGAAUAGUCCUAAUCCCGAAUACAUUGGCACCACUGAAAAUCCUGGUAAAAUUGGUUCAGAAAAAUUUUCACCCGAAGCACAAAAUUACAUCAAUAAAAUGCUCGCUUCAGGUAAAUUUCACAAAAAUAGUUAUGGUCAUAAAAUUGUCGAUCCUCAAUAUAAUGAUCUACUAAAAUUUAAUCCAUCAAUUUCGCAAUACAUCAAAAAUCCAUCUUCAAUUUUAAAUGCCCAACCAACAUUUGUUCAAGCGGGAAAUUCACUAAUUCCAGUAAUUAUUCUACGAGUUGAUGGUGCACCUCCUGUACAACAGAAGGCAACACCGAAUAUUAAUUUAAAAGCACUGUUACAACAAUAUUUGACACAAUAUGCACAGAGUCUUAAUGAAAUGAAUCAAGAUUCGUCUUAUGAUUUGGGUAAUGAUUAUUAUUCAAGACCACAAUCUUCAAAGGGAGGAAAUCCCAUUUCUGAUUUAACGGAACUAACACAAAGUUUAAGUCAAUAUUCUGAUGAUCCAGAUAUUGCAAAUGGAUUUCAACAGAGAUUUCCACAGAGUAAUCGAUAUGACAGAAGACAUUAUCAAUCGAGUAAUUAUGUACCAAUUGUGAAGCAAGGUCAUCGAUUUAUGGAAGAUGAAGCUAAAAUGAUUGAAACAGUUAAUAGAUACACGAGUCAAGGUAGAAAACCACAAAAAGUUAAGAAUGUUGAAAUUAUUGACGGUCCGAGAUACACUAAUUAUCAUAGAAGUUAAAUUUCUUUUGGAAAUUUUUAUAGGGAGACUUCAAUUAUUUCCUCUGAAAUUAUAGAAAAAAUUAAUUCGCGACGCUCUACUGAUACAGACACUUUAGAAACUCAGUUAAAAAUUUAUUGAAAACGCAUUGAGCCCUCACAGCACCGGAUAUUUAAGGAUAUCCCUAGGACAUCCUGGGGAUAUCCAUUGCCUUGCGGCGGUUUGGAUAUCCCUGGGAUAUCCCAGGGAUGUCCCAGGAUAUCCUCAGGAUGUCCGAGGGAUAUCCAAACCGCCACAAGCAAAUGGAUAUCCCCAGGAUGUCCCAGGGAUAUCCUUAAAUAUCCGGUGCUGUGGGGGAGGUAACAAUUUUUUGAAGGAGCUUUUGAGUGAGAUUCCAAUGAUUUGGUAUCAGUAGAGAGAAUUAUUUUAGUUUUUAAUGUAACUUUUCCUUUACAAUAUGGCAUCAAAAGGAUGACUUCUCGAUUUAAGUGGGCUGUUCUCGCAAAUCACAAUGUAAAUAUACAAGUGUACAAGUUAUAUUUUUGUUUAGAAAAAAUUAACAAAAGAUAUGUAAUUCUUGUUUAAGACAUUUUUUAUUAAUUUUUUGUACAAUUUUUUCAGUUUUUCUUAGAUAUUGUCUUUCAUGCAAAAAAAAAGUUAUUUAAAUUUCUCACAUAAAGAAAGUGAAAAGUAAUUCUGAAAAUACAAUAUCCCUCACAAAAACGGAUAUUUCAAUAGGGGGAGACUCUGAGUUAGUGAAUCAUUAGAUAGUGAUUAUUAAUUAAUGAAAAUUAAAAUAUAUUGAGUAUUAAUUAAUUAUUAUUUAGUUAAAUAUUGGGUAACUCAAGAAAAAUUACUAUUCAAUGACAAUAAUUAAAAUAAAAUUAUUUUGUGUGAAAUUAAAAAAAAAAAAAAUGUUGAAAAAACUUGUUAACUCAAGAAGAAAAAAUUUAAGCUACAUUUUAUCAAAAGUUAUGAAACUAAUUUAUACAAUUAUUAAAUAAACUGAUAAACAAAUAUUUACUAUAAUUGUAUUAUAAAUUAAUAAUUAUUAUUAAUAAAUAUUUAAUAUCAUUACAAAUAUUUUUACAGCUUAUAUAAUUGGAUAACGAUUUUGAAAAAAUAUUUUCUUAAAUAAAAGUAGAUGAAGAAGUAAAUUGUCUGGGUCCGAGCUCAAGCAUGUAGGAUUAAAUGAUAAUUAAUUAAUACCAAAUAUCUUAAUUUUCAUUAAUUAAUAAUAAUUUAAUUAACCCACGAGUUUUUUUAAUCUGAAAUAAGCUCUUUGUCAUUAAGUUGUAAAACUUUUAUUUUCAUUACAUAAUGCGUCACCAUCUAAUGAUUCACUAACUCAGACUUCUCCUGUAUGAUAUUUUAUAGUUGUCCUAGGGAUAUCAUUUUGUCCGGAGAAAUUCGGAUGUCUCAGGGAUGUCCGUGGACGUGCUAAGGUAAUCCUAGGGAAAUCCUAAUUUCUUCGGACAAAAUGAUAUCUGUAGAACAUUCUGAAUAUCCGAAUGCUUUUAGGGGUUUACAGAAUAAAAGUUUUUAGUUGUAUAGUUUUUAGUAAAAUAAAUCUCAAUUUGGUUUUCUCAAAAAACAUUGUUAAAAAUGAAAUUAAAAAUUGUUUACCAAAUGUUUACUGUAUAUUAAUGUUGAAACUGAUUUAAUUGUGCAUUUAAAAUUUGUAUUAGAAAUUAUUUAAAUAUAUUUUUUUUUAAAUGUUCUUAUGUAAUGAGAAUUGGUGCUUGUAAAUUUUGGACUAUCUGCAAAAUGAUAUAAAAAUAAAAUAGGAAAAACUUAAGUUUUACCUAUAUUUAUGCCAGUAACUAAGUACUUUUAACAGCUUCAUAAGAUACAUUGACAAUAUGUUUUUUUUAAUACUCAUUGUAUUUAUGGACUUUAUGUACCUGAAUUCACAGAAACUAUUUAACUAUUAUGUUAAGUGUAACAACCAUUUUAACAAUCAAUUGAGUUUAGUUAUGUGCAGUUUUUAAUACUUCAUAAUUGUCAAUUUCAUAGUAUGUUCAGUAACGAAUUUGAAAAAUCAAGUAAUCACAUUUUAAAAAUUAUUCAAAUGUUUUCAAAUUUAUUCAAAUUUAUAUUGUAACAUUUUAUUAUUAUUUCAAUUAAAUUUGAAUAAUACAAUUAUUAUCUUUAUUUACAAAUUUAAAAAUUGCCUACAUUUGAUAUCCAAUAUCCAAAUAUUAAGCUGCUCAAAUGAGUUUUUGUGCCAUGACGCAAAAAUUGAAAAUUUUGUUUUGAUUAACAUAAUUACUGUUAUACUUAUUACAAUUAAAAGUAUAUAAAGUCUAGAAUGGGAGUGUGCAAUAAGCAGAGGAGUGCAAAGAAUGUUGACUUUUUAUGUAAUUGUGGUUUAUCAUAUAACGAGCUAGUGAGAAAAAGCUAUAUACAGAUUACGGGUACUUCGUGAAGAUGACCAAAUUUUUACACUGCUUCAAAAAUGGUACCUUUUUUGAACAUAGUUUUUAAGUUUGAUGUGUUUUUAUAAUGUAUAUUUUUACUUUUGUAAUAAUAAAAUAAAAGUGUUAAAAAAUCA